AAACAACCUUUUUCUCUCACCCAAACCCGCAAACACUUUGAUUGUAUCUCUCAACCACGGUUAAGAACGCAAUCAUGUCUUUCGGAAAGCUGUACAGCUACUCGGGUAACCCGCGCACCACAUCGCUCCUCGCGGUCGCAAAGGAGAACGGGCUCGACAUCGAGUUUGUCGACACUGAGCCUGCGAAGGGUGUCUCAACAGAGUACCUGAAGCUCAACAAGCUCGGCAAGGUCCCCACCUUCGAGGGCGCUGACGGCUUCGUUCUCUCCGAGUGCAUUGCCAUCGCUGUCUAUCUGGCCUCGCAGAACGAGAAGACCAGCCUCCUUGGAAAGACCAAGCAGGACUACGCCACCAUCCUGCGAUGGAUGUCCUUUGCCAACACUGAGAUCCUCACCCCCCUCGGUGGCUGGUUCCGUCCCAUCCUCGGUCGUGACCCCUACAACAAGAAGAACGUCGAGGACUCACAGAAGGCCGCUCUCAAGGCCGUUCACGUUCUUGAGGAGCACCUGCUCACCCACACAUACCUCGUCAACGAGCGCCUGACUCUUGCCGAUCUGUUCUCCGCUAGUAUCAUCGCUCGCGGUUUCCAGUACUUCUUCGACAAGCAGUGGCGCGACUCGAACCCCAACGUCACUCGAUGGUACGAGACUGUUUGCAACCAGGCCAGCUACAGCGCUGUUGCCGGUAAGCUUGAGUUCAUCACCGAGGCGUUGAAGAACGUUGCACCCAAGAAGGAGGGUGGUGAGAAGAAGAAGGACGCCCCCAAGGCUGCUAAGCCCAAGAAGGAGGAGCCCGAGGAGGAAGAGGAGGAGGCCCCUGCUGCUCCCAAGCCCAAGCACCCUCUCGAGGCUCUGCCCCGUGCCACAUUCGUCCUUGACGACUGGAAGCGCAAGUACUCCAACGAGGAGACCCGCGAGGUUGCCCUUCCAUGGUUCUGGGAGAACGUCAACUUCGAGGAGUACUCUCUCUACAAGGUCGACUACAAGUACAACGACGAGUUGACCCUCACAUUCAUGACCUCCAACUUGAUUGGUGGUUUCUUCGCCCGUCUCGAGGGCAGCCGCAAGUACCUCUUCGGUUGCACUUCAGUGUACGGCGAGUCCAACAACUCCGUCAUCAAGGGUGCCUUCCUUGUCCGCGGUCAGGAGGCUCUCCCCGCUUUCGACGUCGCUCCCGACUACGAGAGCUACGAGUUCACCAAGCUCGACCCCACCAAGGCCGAGGACAAGGAGUUCGUCAACGACCAGUGGUCGUGGGACAAGCCCAUCGUCGUCGACGGCAAGGAGUACCCCUGGGCUGACGGCAAGGUCUUCAAGUAGACGCUUUUUCUUCAAAACGGGGUUGAUUAGUUCAUUUACGAAGCGGAUGAUUUAUGAUCUGGAAUGGGCAUGGGUACGGAUGGAAGUGUUCACGAACAGAAUUGGGUCACCUUUGUAGAUCAGUGAUCUCAGUGACGACCCGGAUAUAGAGGCUUGAAAAUGCUAAAGAGAUAUCCACGAUGCUC
This is a messenger RNA of Parastagonospora nodorum SN15, 1504 nucleotides long. RefSeq lists its product as hypothetical. Gene Ontology annotation, cellular component: nucleus; cytoplasm. The record is from RefSeq and is a predicted model, not a curated record. Gene Ontology annotation, molecular function: translation elongation factor activity. Gene Ontology annotation, biological process: translational elongation. Bases 75 to 1319 code for a protein of 414 amino acids. The transcript has 4 exons. NCBI's taxonomy places the organism in Eukaryota, Fungi, Ascomycota, Dothideomycetes, Pleosporales, Phaeosphaeriaceae.